Pterocles gutturalis (yellow-throated sandgrouse) is the source of this 2337-nucleotide messenger RNA. RefSeq names its product DNA polymerase epsilon catalytic subunit A-like. NCBI's taxonomy places the organism in Eukaryota, Metazoa, Chordata, Aves, Pterocliformes, Pteroclidae. The transcript has 14 exons. The record is from RefSeq and is a predicted model, not a curated record. Gene Ontology annotation, cellular component: epsilon DNA polymerase complex; nucleus. The annotation marks the transcript as partial. Gene Ontology annotation, biological process: nucleotide-excision repair, DNA gap filling; leading strand elongation; DNA replication proofreading. Gene Ontology annotation, molecular function: DNA-directed DNA polymerase activity; DNA binding; zinc ion binding.
GCUGCCAACAUGCCUGAUUCGGAGCUGUUUGAGCUGAUCUCAGAGAACCGGUCCAUGUCACGCAAGCUGGAGGAGUAUGGGGAGCAGAAGUCCACCUCCAUCAGCACUGCCAAACGCCUGGCAGAGUUCCUGGGGGACCAGAUGGUGAAGGAUGCAGGGCUGAGCUGUCGGUUCAUCAUUUCCAAGAAACCAGAAGGAUCUCCAGUCACUGAGAGGGCCAUCCCCCUCGCCAUCUUCCAAGCCGAGCCCAGCGUGCGCAAAUACUACCUCCGAAAAUGGCUAAAGAGCCCCUCGCUGCAGGACUUCAACAUCCGUGCGAUCCUGGACUGGGACUACUACAUUGAGAGACUGGGCAGCACCAUCCAGAAAAUCAUCACCAUUCCUGCAGCCCUGCAGCAGGUGAAGAACCCGGUGCCACGGGUCCGGCACCCAGACUGGCUCCACAAGAAACUCCUGGAGAAGAACGAUGUGUACAAACAGAAAAAAAUCAAUGAGCUCUUCACUUCGGAAGGCAAGAGACAGGUAAAGAGGCCCUUGGAGGGAACGCCCAGCUCACAGGUUGGUGACAUAGAGGACUUUGGGGCUCCCAAGGCCCUUUAGCCACUGGUUCCUAAUGCAAAUAAGCGGAAGCGAGUCCCUGCAGCAGAAGAAAGCCAACAGAUGUCCCAGUACCUGGAGCUAUCCCAGUCCUGGCGAGAGAUCCUGGGUCCACCUCCACCACUGGGCACCACCAAGGAAUUUUUGGUCUGGGUGCGCUACCACCAGAAGAAGUGGGAGCUGCAGGCUCGGCAGCGGCGGGAGCGGCGGAAGAGGCGGCGUCUGGAGGAUGGUGGGGUGAUGGCGGGUGGAGGAGUGGUCCGCGAUACCCUCUCCAAAGGGCUGAGCAGCUACCUGCGCAGGACAGCGCGCAGCAUCCUGGACCUGCCCUGGCAGAUCGUGCAGAUCGCUGAGACCAGCCAGCCUGGGCUGUUCCGUCUGUGGGCAGUGAUCGGGAGCGACCUGCACUGUAUCAGGCUGAGCAUCCCCCGGGUCUUCUACGUCAACCAGCGCGUCCCGAAGCCGGAGGAAGGACCAGCCUACAGGAAGGUGAACAGGAUCCUGCCCCGUUCAAAUUUAGUUUACAACCUGUAUGAAUACUCCGUCCCUGAAGACAUGUACCAAGAGCACAUAAAUGAAAUCAACGCGGACCUCUCUGCUCCGGACAUCGAGGGAGUGUAUGAGACACAGGUGCCGCUGCUGCUCCGUGCCCUGAUCCAGCUGGGCUGUGUGUGCAUGGUCAGCAGGCAGCUUGUCAGGCACCUGGCGGGGCAAGAAGCUGAUACCUUUGACAUCGACUACCUGGAGAUGCGCUCGCUGGCCCAGUUCACUUACCUGGAGCCAGGAAGCAUCCGCCACAUCUACCUCUACCACAGCUCCCAGGGCAGCAAGGCGCUCCUGGGCCUCUUCAUCCCCGCACAGCGCAAAGCUGCCGUCUUUGUGCUGGACAAGGUACGCAGCAACCAGAUGCCGAAUCUCACCACCCUCUUCUCGGCGGAGCGCAGCGCACUGCUGGAAAAGGUGGGUGAAGAGUUGCUGCCCCCGGACAAGCACACCUUCGAAGUUCGUGCUGAGACAGACCCCAAGGCCGUCUACAGAGCAAUCCAGCGGCUGCUGCUGGGCUACAAGGACGAGCGCCGGGGUCCCACUUUGGUGGCUGUGCAGUCUAACUGGGACCUGAAACGGCUGGCGAGCGGGAUCCCCAUCAUUGAGGAGUUCCCCUUGGUCCCCAUCCGGCUGGUAGAUGACAUCAGCUACUCGGUGCUGGACUGGCAGCGCUAUGCCGCCCGCCGCAUGAUCCGCCACUACCUCAACCUGGACACCUGCCUCUCCCAGGCUUUCGAGAUGAGCAGGUACUACCACAUCCCCAUUGGGAACCUCCCAGAUGACAUCUCCACCUUCGGCUCCGACCUGUUCUUCUCACGCCACCUCCGUCGUCACAACCACUUGCUGUGGCUCUCGCCUAUGGCCCGCCCAGACCUGGGGGGUAAGGAGGCUGACGACAACCGCCUAGUCAUGGAGUUCGAUGAGAGAGCCUCCGUGGAGAUAAACAACCCCGGCUGCUACUCCACAGUGUGUCUGGAGCUGGACAUCCAGAGCCUGGCUGUGAACACGGUGUUGCAGUCCCACCACGUAAACGACAUGGAAGGAGGCUCCAGCAUGAGCAUCAGCUUUGACGUGAUUCAGCAGGCGUCCCUAGAAGACAUGGUGACAGGGAACCAAGCUGCCAACAUCCCAGCCAGCUAUGAUGAAACUGCCCUCUGCUCCAACACCUUCAGGUAUGACUUUAGGAGUGUCAUG